GGGCUGGUGGCGCCCGCCACGGCCGCCUACCGCGAGGUGUGGCAGGGGAACCUGAAGCCCAAGGGCCUGGGCCAGAGCAAGAACCUGACAGGCGUGUACCGCCUGUGCCUGUCUGCGCGCACCAUCGGCUUCGUGAAGCUGAACUGCGAGCAGCCGUCGGUGACGCUGCAGCUCAUGAACAUCCGCCGCUGCGGCCACUCCGACAGCUUCUUCUUCAUCGAGGUGGGUCGCUCGGCUGUCACCGGCCCCGGCGAACUGUGGAUGCAGGCUGACGACUCAGUGGUGGCCCAGAACAUCCAUGAGACCAUCCUGGAGGCCAUGAAGGCGCUCAAGGAGCUCUUCGAGUUCCGGCCGCGCAGCAAGAGCCAGUCGUCUGGCUCCUCUGCCACUCACCCCAUCAGCGUCCCCGGCGCGCGCCGCCACCACCACCUGGUUAACCUGCCUCCCAGCCAGACGGACCUGCAGCACCCCCUGCACCACCACGCGGGCCAGCGGCCCUCCAGUGGCAGCGCUUCAGCCUCUGGCUCCCCCAGCGAUCCCGGCUUCAUGUCCCUGGAUGAGUACGGCUCCAGCCCUGGGGACGUGAGAGCCUUCUGCAGCCACAGGAGCAACACGCCUGAGUCCAUCGCCGAGACACCCCCUGCCAAGGAUGGGAGUGGGAGCGAGCUAUACGGGUACAUGACCAUGGACAGGCCCCUGAGCCACUGUGGCCGCCCCUACCGUCGAGUCUCAGGGGACGGAGCCCAGGACUUGGACAGAGGGUUGAGGAAAAGGACUUACUCCCUGACCACACCUGCCCGGCAGCGGGCGGUGCCCCAGCCCUCCUCUGCGUCCCUGGAUGAAUACACCCUGAUGCGGGCCACCUUCUCUGGCAGCUCUGGCCGCCUCUGCCCAUCCUGCCCCACGUCUUCUCCCAGAGUGGCCUAUCACCCUUAUCCUGAGGACUAUGGUGACAUUGAGAUUGGGUCCCAUAGGAGCUCCAGCAGCAACCUGGGCACGGAUGAUGGCUACAUGCCCAUGACCCCUGGAGCGGCCCUCAUGGGUGGUGGCAGUGGCAGCUGCAAGAGUGACGACUACAUGCCCAUGAGCCCCACCAGCGUGUCUGCCCCGAAGCAGAUCCUGCACCCACGGGUUGCUGCUGCAGCUCUGCCCACCACCGGCCCUGCAGCAGCGCCGGCACCCACCAAUGUGGCCGGCCGGGCCUUUCCGGUGAACAGGGCCAGCUACAAGGCUAGCUCCCCGGCAGAAAGCUCUCCUGAGGACAGUGGCUACAUGCGCAUGUGGUGUGGCUCCAAGCUGCCUACGGAGAGCACCGACAGCAAGCAGCUUCCCAACGGGGACUACCUCAACAUGUCCCCCAGCGACGCGGGCACCGCGGGAACCCCACCCGACUUCUUCACCGCAGCCUUGCACGGCGCUGGAGAGAUGCUCAGGAGCGUCCCUGGCUACUGCUACAGCUCCUUACCCCGCUCCUACAAGGCUCCCUACACCUGCAAUGGGGACAACGACCAGUACGUGCUCAUGAGCUCCCCCGUGGGGCGCAUCCUGGAAGAGGAGAGGCUGGAGCCUCAGGCCAGCGUGGGGACCACGCACCUGGCCAGCAGCGUGGUGGCUGGGGUCGGUGGGGGCAGCCACGCUCAGCCUCCUCACUCCGUAGUGCCUUCUGCAGGGAGGCAGAGUGGCAGCAGCAGUAGCCGCCCCGAGGGCUUCCUGAGCCAGCGCUGCCGGGCAGUGAGGCCCACGCGCCUGUCCCUGGAGGGGCUUCAGACCCUGCCCAGCAUGCACGAGUGCCCCCCACCGCCCGAGCCCAAGAGCCCGGGCGAGUACAUCAAUAUUGACUUUGGCGAGGCUGGAGCGCGCUUGUCGCCCCCGGCCCCUCCGAUGAUGUCUGGCACCCCGGGCACGAGCAGCGACAGCCGGCAGCGCUCCCCGCUCUCUGACUACAUGAACCUGGACUUCAAUUCCCCCAAGUCACCCAAGGUGGAUAAAAAAAAAGGGCUCCCGCCGCUGCCCCCGCGCCCUGCCGCCCCCUCCUCCAGUUCGCAGCUGCAGCCACCUCCGCCACCCCCUCCAGGGGAGCUGUACCGCCUGCCUCCUGCACCCACAUCCCAGGGCCCCAGUGCUGCCUCCUCUUCGUCCUCGGAGACUGGGGACAAUGGUGACUACACCGAGAUGGCCUUUGGCGUGGCUGCCACCCCGCCACAACCCAUCGUGGCCCCCCCCAAGCCAGAUGGUGCCCGCGUGACCAGCCCCACGUCCGGCAUGAAGAGGCUGAGUCUCAUGGAUCACGUGUCUGGGGUCGAGGCCUUCCUGCAGGCUGGCCAGCCCCCAGACCCCCACCGGGGGGCCAAGGUCAUCCGUGCAGACCCACAGGGGGGCCGCCGCCGCCACAGCUCUGAGACCUUCUCCUCCACCACCACUGUGACUCCCGUGUCGCCGUCCUUCGCUCACAACCCGAAGCGCCACAACUCGGCCUCCGUGGAAAAUGUUUCUCUCAGGAAAAGCAGCGAAGGGAGUGGCAGCGGCGUCCUUGGUGGGGGUGACGAGCCCCCUGCGUCCCCUCGCCAGCCGCAGCCACCACUCCCCCAGCAGGCGCGGCCAUGGACACCAAGUCAGCCUGGGGGCCUGGUUGGCUGCCCCGGGGGCAGCGGCUCUCCCAUGCGCAGAGAGACCUCAGCUGGCUUCCAGAAUGGUCUCAACUACAUUGCCAUCGAUGUAAGGGAUGAGCCGGGGCUGUUGCCGUCUCCACAGCAGCACCCACACCUGCAUCCGCAUCCGCAGCCAGGCGACAAGAGUGCCUGGGGCCGGACCCGUAGCCUCGGGGGCCUCAUCAGCACUGUGGGGGCCGGCAGCACCGGUGGGGUGUGUGGGGGGCCAGGCCCUGGAGCGCUGCCCUCCAACACCUAUGCCAGCAUUGACUUCUUGUCUCAUCACCUGAAGGAGGCCACCAUUGUGAAAGACAUCCAUGAUCUAUCCAGGAGAGCCCCCUUCUCCUCCUGUGCGGAGGAGGCCUCCUGGCCAGCAGCAGCCCCCUCCACUCAUAGUGCCUCCUGCUCUGAAAGCCUGCUGCUGCUGGACCCCCUGCCUUCCACCACAGUGGCCACUGUAGUCGGAGUAGGGCAGGCCCAUUUGGUUGGGCAGCUCUGUGUUACCAACCCAUCAGGCUGAUGGAGUCAGCUCCAGAGUGAAGACCUGCCUGGCUUCAUUACCACAACAUCACACAUCAGAGAAUCACAUGGAAAAGAAGAGGCUCAGCAUUUUAUAAACAUUUGAAGCUGCUUACAGUUGUUCUUUUGGAUCUGAGCAAUUACUUUGUUUUAAACAUCUGCGGCUGUACUAGACAUGAAACCAACAAGGCAAGAACGGCCGCCUCCCUCACUGGCUCCCAUAGGGGGCAUUCAUCCUUGUGCUGUUUGUGUUGUGUUGUGUUUCGUUGUUUUAACACAAUUUGCCGAAGAAGUAAUUCUCAAGAAGAUGGGAUGUUUUCAUUGGCCUUUUAAGUUGUGGCCAGUGUCUUAAUUUCUUCUUACGUUCAUUUUGGCAAAGCCAAUUUGUCCCUCGGCAUGCUAGGAGAUUCUACCGAUACCCAUUAAAGUGGUAAAAUCUGGUAUUUACUGGCAUACACUCAAAACUACCACAGUCCUACCUCAGUUCCAGGUGAAGCCGGAUUUGCGGGGUUGGGGGCCGGCAGGACCUCCGUGUAUCUCUGCUGAAUGUGGCGCCAGUGUGGUCAUCAGCCUUAUUCAACUGGUCCCAGUACACAGCUGCUUGUUGGACUCCAAUCCAGGUUCCUGCGUGUUUACUCACAGACAGAGCCCAGUGUGGGGCUGACGUUUCUCUAUGGGAAUGAAAUUUGUGAUUGGACGUUGAAGAUGGAUUAAUAAAUAAUAAUUAUAUGUAACUAAAGCAGCCUACUUUUGGAAAUCAUCAACUGUAUUGGGUAUUGGGGGUGGGAGGGGAGGUGUUGGGGCAGGGGCUGAAUAUCUCUUUUUAACAGAGUUGUUUAAUCUUCUCUAUGUAGAUGUUUAUGUAGGUACUUCAAAUUGCGAAAGCCUUUGAUCCUAUUUACAAGCUCAAAGGUCUCUGCUGUCCUUAAUCUUGAGCUUGCAUUUCUUUAACCAAAAACUCACCUAGGCAUGCCAGCAAUUCAAGGGUGGUCACCGGUUUAGCAGAGUUUUUAAAAAUGUAUUUAUUAUCUUAACUAUAAUGCUAUGGUGUGGGCCAACGAGGCUUCCCUGAACAAAAGUACAACAAAACACGGGAGGGGGGUGGAGGAAAGAAACUGAUAAAAGAGGCAUUUCCAGCCCUGCAUUGUUAAUGGAAAAAGAAAAAAGAAGGAAAACAAUCUCACAGUACAUGUCACGUGUUGGAAAACUCCUGACAAGACUACGCUUACGUUUUCAGUGUUCUGAAAAUACCAGUGUUGUGUCGAUUCUCACAGGUGUCACCUAAAACUGCUGCCCUUGACCAGCAGAACGUCAUGUCAUCUCGCUGCUCCCUUGACACGUGAUGGAGGGCUCCAGACCUUUUUCUCCCAUGGGUGCAUCCCCAGUGCCUAUCUUCUCUGAUAGUCCUGAAGAGGUUACACUAGUUCAUUGGAGGUGUGAACUUGUUUUUUUUUCUGUUUUUUUUUUGGAGAAAAAAUUAUAUAUAAAUAUAUAGAUAUAUAUCGCUAUAGAAUAAUGCAUUACUAAAAAUGAGGCUUUUUUAGAGGAAGACCAAAAAAUUCAAUGUCUUAAGAAUAUAUUUAAUGGCAAUGCAAACGUCUUCCUGCUUCCAUGCUGAACUCUUAGAACAGAGGAUUGUAUUGCAAGACAAAGUUGAAUGUAAAGUGAUCCCCCUGGACGUUUUUUAAAAGUUUUACUUUUCUAAAAUUACACAUCACAGCAGUGCAUAGAGCGUACGACGUUAGUUUGAAGGUCAAUUUCAGUGUAUAAUAGACAUACUUUAUAAAAAUGUAUAAAAUGUCCUAAAGUGUUGAUUUAGUCUUGGGACUAGGACUCGGGCGGUAUUUGCUAUGUGACUCCCCCAGGUACGUAGGACUGAAUAUGGGCCCUGCUGAAUACAGUGUAUGACGGUAUUUAAGUAGCUCUCUAUACUUAGAGUAGUCAUGCCUCUAUACCAAUGGUUCAUGUUCAUACUGCAACUUCAAACUAGCAAAUGAAAAGUCGGUAAUAUGCUAAAUGUUCCUCUAUCCUGUACAUUUCAAAAAAGGCAUAUGCAAUAUUUACAGUUUUAAUUUAGUUUACAGAAUGGAACCAAAAUGUAUAAAUGUUAUGUUUGCUAAAACUUCACAAUGUAUAUUGGGGUCUUUGUACAUUUUGCCUGACUUACCUUAAAUUUAAAAUAUUUUUUGCUAUAUAAACUUUAACAGUUAUUAAACAGUGUUUUCUUUUUUGGGUACGUAUUGUUUCUGAAUAUCAAGAUGUUAAAUAUAUUUCUUGCUAUUGUGAUAUGACAAAAGACUUAACUAAUCUUGCUCUGUCUUCCACUGUACACGCUGUAUAUAAGGGUCAAUGUGAUGCUGCUGGAGACAAGAAUAAAUGGAACUAGAAUAGUGCAUUGUAUUUAGUCUGUAUUGAUCAUGGAUGCUCUCCUUAAUAGCCAUAUGCAAUAAAAUAAAAUACAUUAUUUAUGAAA
Myotis brandtii (Brandt's bat) is the source of this 5640-nucleotide messenger RNA. It is a transcript of the gene IRS2, whose product is annotated as insulin receptor substrate 2. Gene Ontology annotation, biological process: insulin receptor signaling pathway. Gene Ontology annotation, molecular function: phosphatidylinositol 3-kinase binding; insulin receptor binding. The record is from RefSeq and is a predicted model, not a curated record. Gene Ontology annotation, cellular component: cytosol; plasma membrane. NCBI's taxonomy places the organism in Eukaryota, Metazoa, Chordata, Mammalia, Chiroptera, Vespertilionidae.